AAGACUCUCUUCACACACACACACACUCAUAAUGGAAACUCUUUUUAUUGUAGCUGUUCUACUUUUGGCUCUCUCCUCUUCCUCUUUCACACGAGGCCAGAGAAUCAUACAGAUUCCACCGCCACGUCCAUUAUGCGUCUCUCAGUACGCUCUGGCUAACUACGCCUGCGCACGUGUCCCAGUGACCACUGUCCUACCUUCUUCCCCCACUGUCCCACCUUCUCCUGACCAUGACCAUGAUGAUGACCAUGACCAUGAUGAUGACCAUGACCACCAUCCCCAUGACGAUGAUCAUCAUGACCACCAUGACCACGACCAUGAUGAUGAUGAUGAUGACCAUGACCACGACCAUGAUGAUGACGAUGACCAUGACCAUGAUGAUGACGACCAUGACCAUGAUGAUGACGAUGACCACGACCAUGAUGAUGAUGACGACCAUGACCACGAUGAUGACGAUGACCACGACCAUGAUGACGAUGACCACCACCACCACCAUGAUGACGAUGACCACGGCCAUGAUGACGAUGACCACCACCACGAUCAUGAUGACCAUGAUCACGAUGACCACGACCACCACGAUAAUGACGACGACCACCACCACCACCACCAUCACCAUCAUCACCGACACGGAGAUGAGACGUAUGGUCAACAAGAUUGCUGCAAGUGGUUGAGGCAAAUAGACAACGAGUGCGUGUGCGACCUUCUGGUUACGCUUCCGCCAUUGCUAUCAAAACCUGCUCAUAACUAUACAGUCUUUGUGGACGACUCAUGCAUCGUCACAUUCACUUGUGGAGGCAGACUUCUACACUAACUGUCUCGUGUCUCUCUUCUCCUUGAAAAACCCUUUUGUUUAUCCUUUUUUAUAUAUAUCUUAGAUGUACUACGUUUGUUUUA
This is a messenger RNA of Raphanus sativus (radish), 894 nucleotides long. RefSeq lists its product as uncharacterized. Bases 32 to 811 code for a protein of 259 amino acids. The transcript has a single exon. NCBI's taxonomy places the organism in Eukaryota, Viridiplantae, Streptophyta, Magnoliopsida, Brassicales, Brassicaceae. The record is from RefSeq and is a predicted model, not a curated record.